This is a messenger RNA of Pleurotus ostreatus (oyster mushroom), 1017 nucleotides long. RefSeq lists its product as uncharacterized. Gene Ontology annotation, biological process: proteasome-mediated ubiquitin-dependent protein catabolic process. The coding region runs from base 1 to 1017 and encodes 338 amino acids. The transcript is spliced from 3 exons. The record is from RefSeq and is a predicted model, not a curated record. Lineage: Eukaryota; Fungi; Basidiomycota; Agaricomycetes; Agaricales; Pleurotaceae. Gene Ontology annotation, molecular function: endopeptidase inhibitor activity; proteasome binding.
AUGACUCCUUCCAUCUUCGAUCCUGCAGCUCUCAUCUCUUCGCUCCCUCGUUUGCUUCCUGUGUCUUCAAAGACACUCAAAUCACAGCAUGACGGGAUCACGGCGCUCUUACACACAGCUAUGGUCGCCGUAGGCUUUCGACUCGUUGCCGUUGACGAUUCGGCACCGGCGAACGACGCUCUCGUCAACAUACUGCCUUCUGAGUGGAACAGCCAUAGUCCUGGUCAUUUUGCACUUAGAUAUCGCCACGAUCAGAGUAGCAUGGAGUUCAUUAUCAAGGUCGUGAAAUUGGGAAGCCGCACAUUGAUCAACGGUAUUGCAACAGAGAGUGACAAGGCGGCAUCGCUGGAUAUAUCUACCAAUGACUUCACUUCCCCGUCGUUCUACCCUUGUGAUCUCACAUCUUCCACUGCCCCACCCCUUGUUCACGGAUUCAUAUCAUCCAAUAGAGUUACCGACCUAUUAUCACAGAUUAAAACCCAAAUCAUCCAGAAACUCGUCCCUAAUUUGAACAAAGAGGGCUACCAAGAGGAGCGCGUCGAAACGUCCGCAGCUGGUAGGUCUAACGCUCAACGGCCGCGUACUCCACCGGAUGCGAGGCCACAGCCUCCCCCUCUCCUUCCUGACCUGCGCCGACAACAAAUUCCUCCACGUAACCCGCUUGAGAUAGGCAGACGGGAUCUUGACCCCAUCCCUCGAAAUCCAUUUAGUCCCCCUUCUCUGUUCCCUGGGAACGAUUCGGAUGGGAUGUUUGUCGGUCCUGAUCAUCCCAUUUUUGGAGCUCGGGGAGGUAGUAGCACUCGGGGCCCUUGGGGCGGUGACGGUUACCUCCCGCCGAUGGGGGCGCCCCCGGGAGCCCGAUUCGACCCAGUUGGACCUGGCUUGGGACCCGGAAUAGGUCCAUUCCCUGGUAGAGGUAACCCUCUCAGUGGACGAGGAAGGCGCCCUCCCGGAGGACAUGGCGCUCCCGAUAAUGACGAAUUUAUGCCUCCAGGAGCAGGUGACAUGUACAUGUAA